Molecule: messenger RNA, 3629 nt
Organism: Owenia fusiformis
Lineage: Eukaryota; Metazoa; Annelida; Polychaeta; Sabellida; Oweniidae
Source: the annotation of a GenBank genome assembly
UGUCUGGAGCAAAGAGGUUGUGCUGCUCGGGCUCCGGCCUUUCAAGGGCCGAAAUGGGCGGAAAAAGUUCAUCAGAUACUGUAAAACAUAGUCAAAAACAUAAUCCGGAGUCUCUACUAGACAUAUGUGCAAAAAUGGUGGCGGAAAACGUCCCCUUUCAACGUGUGGAGGAACAAUGCGAUCGAAUUCCGGAACCUGUUCAAAGUCGAAUAAUUUACUGGUCCUUCCCAAGAAAUGAACGGGAUAUUUGCAUGUACUCUUCUUUCACCAACACGAAGGAUAAUGGGGAACAGGAGAAAAUACCUUUCCAGCAAGGGAUUAAACUGUUGGAAGCAAAUGCGGUGGAUAAUGUGCUGCAAAUAGGAUUUCAUCUCAGCGGAACAGUGGUGGAGCCCCCCAAUGCAAUAUUCUCAGAACCUGAAAAACAAUAUAAAGUUUCCAUCAGUUUUGACAGGUGCAAGAUCACAUCUGUAACUUGUGGUUGUGGAAAUAAAGAUAUAUUUUGGUGCCAACACGUCGUAGCUUUAUCAUUAUACAGAAUCCGUAAGGCAGCCCAGGUGAAACUACGCGUACCCAUCUCAGAAACUUUACUACAGAUGAGUAGAGAACAGCUACAGAAAUUUGUCCAGUAUUUAAUAUCUGAACACCAUACAGACGUGCUCCCCACUGCUCAAACACUUGCCGAUGAAAUAUUGUCUAGCCGGUCAGAAAUAAAUGAAAUAUCAGGUGCUCCUGACCCUACUGCAGGGGCCAGUGUUGAUGAGGACAGUAGCUGGCACCUUGAUGAGGAACAGGUCCAGGAACAAGUCAAAUCUUAUCUAACUCAGGGAGGAUACUACAACUCAUCAGAUCAGCUCAACUCCAUGUUUGCGAAGGUUAGGGAAAUGCUUAAGGCUAGGGAUUCAAAUGGUGCUAGAAUGUUAACAUUGAUAACAGAGCAAUUCCUUGCUGACCCUCGUCUCAUGAUGUGGAAGACGCAGGGUACACCAAUGACUGAAAAAUGUAGACAGUUAUGGGAUGAACUAGGAGCUCUUUGGGUUUGUGUGGUGCUGAAUCCCCAGUGUAGCAUGCUGGAGAAGGAAAGCUGGCAUAAAUCCCUAGAGGAAUGGUCAGAUCUAACUGCCUGCCCUUUGGAAGAUGCUGACAGUCGUAGCCCCCUAGACAACCCACAGAAUAACAUUCUUGCCAAUCAUCAGGAAGCAGGUCCCUCAACAGUGCCAAGACCCCGUACAAUAUUCCACCGAGCCCUUGAGGCUUGUGAACUUUCUUGGCAAGAUCCACACCUCCAGUUAAUACUUCUGGAGGAUUGCGUCUACCAUGAGGAGAUGAGUGACACUUCACAGUUUGAUUCUCAGGGGCUGCCUUUGUGGCAAGAGCAUAUUCCAACUGCUUGUGCUCGGGUAGAUGCUCUGAGGUCACAUGGGUAUAUGAAAGAGGCUCUGCGAUUGGCUGUUGUCAUAGUGAGAAGUCUGAAACACCAACAGAGGAAGGACCAACAGAAAUAUCAAAAAUAUGUUGGAAAGGGUUUAUCCCCAUCAGGAAAAGUAUUACGUCACCACACAAAGUCUAGUCAUAAACAAUACAGGUUGCCAUGUAAUUCAGAGGGUUGGGUGGGUCAUCCGCUGGACCCUAUUGGAUGCCUCUUUGAUACAUUGUCGGAGGCCUCAGCUAUAGCUGAUGACACAAUCUCAGUAGCAACAGCUGACUCCACGAGCACAAGGGCUCAGUAUGGCAGCAAUAGUAGUCUAAACAGUGUCCUCCCAAAGUACCGCCAUGUCACAAUCUUUGGCAGUCGCGAUAGGAAUGAAUCUUACCUCACCUUGGCCUUAGAAGUAGCUUUAAUAGGUCUGGGCCAACAACGGGUCAUGCCAACUGGUCUCUAUGCCCAGGAAAAGUCCAGUAAACAUGAAGACAAGCUGAUCUCUAAACUACAAGACAUUGAUCUUGAUACAACACUAGUCGCCGUUCUUAGGAAACAAACAGUAUUACUUUUGGAAGGAGGUCCCACAAGUGGUCUUGGACAUGGGAUCCAUCCAGAGACCAUACCCAUGCAUACAUUUGCCAAGUAUCUAUUCACCAGUCUACUCACCCACGACAGUGCCCUGGCAUAUAGAGUCGGGCUACGAGCAAUGAGGUUACCAGUAUUAGAAGACAUGGAAGAGUCAGAUGACCACAUGAACAAUGUGGGCUCUAUGGUGCUAAAUGGUUACCCACGAUGGUUCACGCUACCCCACAUAGAGGGGCAACAGUGUGAGCUUGCGUGUACCAUGCUGAGCGCUGCCAAAGAUGACAUGUGUCAACUCCGCACUGUGCUGCAGGCUGCUCAAAAAAAUAUUCACAGUUCAUCACAGCUAUUUAAACUUGCCCAGGAUGCAUUCAAGAUUGCGACUCCCCCUGAUUCACCCAGACACCUCUCCCUACUUAAUGCAGCAUUGGAACUCGGUCUACAGGUUAUGCGUAUGACACUUACUGCAUUGAAUUGGCGGAGGCGUGAAAUGGUGCGUUGGUUAGUGACGUGUGCAACAGAGGUGGGGGUUGAUGCCCUUCUAUCAAUCAUGAUGAACUGGGUGCAGUUGUUCACACCCAUUGAAGCAACAGGUACAGUUGCCACAACAAUUAUGUCCCCGGCAACUAUUAUCCAACUAAGUCUAGAUUUCCGUCGCCAGGAAGAAAUCGCCCGAUGUGCUCGAACUCUAGCAAUACAGUGUGCCCGCCAAGACCCACCCAACUGUGCAUUAUGUGCUCUGAAUUUAUGUGAAAAAGACCCAUUGGCUUUUGAAGCCGCUUAUCAGAUAGUGGUUGAUGCCUCUUCUCAUGUUAUGGCCUCGACUCAACUGUUUAACAUAGCCCGAUAUAUGGAACAUCGGGGCUACCCACAUCGAGCCUACAAACUUGCCAUUCUAGCCAUGAAGAAUCUUCAAUUAGCCUAUAACCAGGACACUCAUCCUGCUAUUAACGAUAUCCACUGGGCAUGUGCAUUAAGUCAUUCAUUAGGAAAAUCAGAACUUACAAAUAUCGUACCUCUAUUGGUUAAAAAUGUGCAAUGCGCCACUGUACUGUCUGACAUUUUACGUCGCUGUACUCUGACUGCUCCCGGCAUAGCUAGUGCCGAGAGCAAACGCCGCUCAAUGAAACUUUUAUCAUAUGACAAGCCCCCUCUACGCCAGCUGUUAGAAGCAGCUAUACACGCAUAUGUGAACACGACACAUUCCCGCCUAACACACAUUAGCCCUCGACACUACGCGGACUUUAUAGAGUUUCUCAGUAAGGCUCGGGAAACAUUUGUCUUAGCUCCAGAUGGAAUGAUGCAGUUUGCGCAACUCAUAGAAAACAUGAAGCUCAUAUACAAAGGCAAGAAAAAGCUUAUGUACCUUAUAAAGGAAAGAUUUGGACUAUAAAGGCUUAAUGGAGAGCUUAGUGGAGAUAAUCAAGUACAGUGAGAAAUCCAUCCAAGUGUGGCCAACCAAAGAAAGAAGUAGACUUUCAUAUUUAAUUAGAUUAUUUAUUAAAAAGAGGUGUUAAAAAAAUGCAAUAUCAAAUAUGAGAAGGCCAAUGAAAGGAGACAAUGAGAAAUCUGUAUGUGUAAUAACAAAGAUGCAAUUUCUUUGCCAAAAGUGUUCAAAAGAGUU